AUGUCUUCGCACAAAUCCUACGCCGCUUCGAACACGACCUACGUCCCCACCCCGCACUGGUCGCCAAACAACCUCACCGGCACGACCUUGACGUCGGGGUUGCCCGCGGUGCCAUAUCAACAGUCCGCCGCGAACAAUGAGACUGGGUACAGAGGCCCUUACCCUGGCUCUGUCGGGCUCACGUCCGCGUCUCCCGCGUCCUCGACGGGGUCUCCUCGUUCUCUUGAGUCGUAUGCUACAGCAUACUCGAUGUCCGUGCCCUCUACACCGGGCGCUCCCUAUAUGCACACAGUGCCAUUACCGCUCGUUUCCGGAUCUUACGGCCUCCCCACCCCACCCAACAGCCCCCAGACACGUCCCCAUCCAAAACUCGACCAAACUUUAACUUAUAACACACACUCUCCUUACAACUUCGAUGUUUCUUACGCGCCGAGCGGCGAUCUGCUCGCGCUCCGCCAGAGCGCGCUCCAGCCGGCCACCGCGCGCAUGGUCCUGACCGUGCCGGGCAUCUGGACGUUCGAGGCCGCGAACCCGCGCGGCGUCACCGUCGCGGACGUCAUCAGCGCGAUCUCGCAGCACCUGUGUGCGCGUGCGACGGGGCACGAGCCCGAGUACCACUCCCGCGCGGGCCAGCCGGACGUUGUGCGCGCGUACGCGCGCCGCACCGCGCACGCGCGCGGCGAUGGCCUCCGCCGCGUUGACCUGCUCAUGUCGCACACGCGCUUCGCGGGCCUCUCCCGCGCGCGCGACGGCUCGGACAGCUGGAUCGUGCACUUUGUCUGA
Messenger RNA from Heterobasidion irregulare TC 32-1, 783 nucleotides. RefSeq lists its product as uncharacterized. The record is from RefSeq and is a predicted model, not a curated record. The transcript is spliced from 2 exons. The coding region runs from base 1 to 783 and encodes 260 amino acids. NCBI's taxonomy places the organism in Eukaryota, Fungi, Basidiomycota, Agaricomycetes, Russulales, Bondarzewiaceae.